Messenger RNA from Gongylonema pulchrum, 618 nucleotides. Lineage: Eukaryota; Metazoa; Nematoda; Chromadorea; Rhabditida; Gongylonematidae. The record is from the annotation of a GenBank genome assembly.
AUGAUCAAAAUGCGCUACAAAGAUGUUUCAAAAUACGUCAUCUGGCCAGACUGCUCGCUGCCGGAGGAAUAUAAUCAAGGUUUUUUGACUUUUAACUCAGAUCGUUCGAAACGCACAGCAGUGCGAUAUAAUCAUGCGGGUAAUCAUCAGGCGGCUAUUUUGAGGCUAAAAGGAGAGGAACCAACAACGAAAGGUUUACCAAUGCGGCCAUUUGGUUCACCGAGGACUUUUCCAAGAACUAAGUCACAAAAAAAUCAGCCGCAAUAUACAAUUUAUCCAGCUCGUGCAUUACCGACAACAAGUCUGGCAACUGUUGAAGAGGAGCAACAGCAGCAACAGAAACUAAGCGUUCCAUCGUCGGAUCCUCAAACUACAAGUAAAACUUUGGCCGAAAUUGAAGACGAUCGAACACCUCUGCCACGACGGAUGAUCAAUUCUGUACGACGAUCCGAAUCCAGCGAUGAAGAUGAGCCGGUCGUGCGUCUUGCAGCAUCCGGUUUCCGGGAUGAAUCGGGUUUCGUAGAGGACAACGAUGAUGAUGAUGAUGAUGGUGGUGGUGGCGGCGGCGAUAAAGCUGCAAGUCCCGACGAGCCCGACUUACAGAUUUGGAGGUUAUAG